AUGUCAGACGUAGUUUUGCCCGAAGAAAUUCAAUUUUUUGUUCAAAGUUUGCGAGAAUUUCCUGUGAGAGAUUUGGGAACAAAAACAUGGCUCGAACAUCACGAACGCCUUACAAAACUCAGCCAACAAGCAAUUCUCGAAGCUACCCAACAUCGCGAAGAAACCGUCAAAGAUUUGAUGAUUUUAGAAGGAAAACUUUCGCUUUUAGUACAUUCCGCCUUCACAAUUCUCGUGUGGCGUCAAAAAAUUUUAUCAAAACUUCUCGAAGAAACUCCCAAUCCGAGCGUUACUUUUCUCAUCUACACCGUUUUAUAUCACGAAGUUGUCGCCAUUUCAUUUCUCGAGACACUUUUGUAUCACGAAAACAGCUGCGAGUCAUUGGGCGAUGCUUCCUUGGACCUCAUUGACUAUUGUAUGAACGCUUGCACGCAGUUAAUUGGUCUCAUCAACUCCGGUUAUCACGACUCUGAGGAAAUUGAAGCGCAAAAAGACCUCGAAACCCGAAAGGAACUUCAAGGUCAAAUCAAGGACAUGACAUUUCACAUUGGAAUGAAGGCAAUUACGAUCCUCGCGUACAUCGUGGAUCACUUGGAGACCCUUCCAUUGGGCGCCGUGACACGUUUAGUGAAAAUUCACGACACUCCGUGCAUUUUGAGUGAAAUUUUGCAAGUUCGUCCUUGGAUGCGACGCAGAAAAAAGGGUUUCGAAAAAUAUAUUGACGAGAAAUGGAAACGAGUUUCGGGAGAUUUGAUCCUGAAAGUCGUAAAACCCGAAGCCCAAACCUGGUUUUGCUUAAGGCAACUUCUUUUUAACGCCGAUGCUUGCAAAAAUUACUCGAUAAACGACUUUCGACAACGAGAAUUGGCGAAAUUGAGUGGUUUGUUGAACGAAACUAUCUUGGAUCAGGUUCCUCCGCUCGCGGAUUUGAAGCAAUGUCUCUGUACGCUUCAAAUUUCCGGCUUUAACGAGUCAACAAAAGCUAAUUUAAUACUCGAAGAGGUCCCAAUGAUCAAAGAAAACAUCCUCGAAGCAGCUCGAACGACAGGAUGGAAGAAAAUUCUUCAAGAACACAAAAAAUUAUUCAUUGAAAUCGACCAAUCGGAGGUCACGGAACUCGCAAAAGCCUUAAAUCAGUCUUAUAAUUUGGAUUUUUAUGCGGAAAUUGAGAAGCCUGAUGAGAAUUUGUGCAAUUCUUGUAUGAAAGAGGCGCAAAAAAAGUGUGGAAGAUGCCAAAAAGUGUAUUAUUGCUCCGUUGAGUGUCAAAAAUUGGAUUGGAAAGUGCAUCGGAAGGGAUGUGCUUGA
Messenger RNA from Culicoides brevitarsis, 1302 nucleotides. RefSeq names its product zinc finger MYND domain-containing protein 10 homolog (gene Zmynd10). The record is from RefSeq and is a predicted model, not a curated record. Bases 1 to 1302 code for a protein of 433 amino acids. NCBI's taxonomy places the organism in Eukaryota, Metazoa, Arthropoda, Insecta, Diptera, Ceratopogonidae. The transcript has 2 exons. Gene Ontology annotation, biological process: inner dynein arm assembly; motile cilium assembly; outer dynein arm assembly. Gene Ontology annotation, cellular component: cytoplasm; centriolar satellite.